UUUACUAAAAUUGUUCCGAGAUUUUAUUAUUAAUAAUAUUUGUUAAAUUGUAACAUAAGGGUUUUUAAUAAUGUGUUAUUUAGUAUAUAUGAAAACAAUUGUUAUUAUUAUCCAUCAUACACGGAAAGAGUGUAAUUCAGUAUCUGAAACUUAAAUGCUAAACUCCUAAAGUAAAUAUCGUAAAGACUGGGAAAGUUUAAACUUAAAAGUUACAAGUUACCUGGCUUGUGUUACAAGAUUGUCAAGUUCACGACACUUUUCGAACAUUUCUUUGUAAAUGUUGUUAGAUUUUUAGCCCUAGUAGUUUCACCGUUUCAGUACAGUCUAGUACAUUACUAGCCUAAUAUUAAUAAUAAUAUUUUCUAUUUUCACGUAAAGGUGCUACAGUCUACAUGAUUAUUAACUGUUUGUUGUGUAGCUCGUGGGACUUAAAUUUUUAUUUAUUCUCUACAACAGUACAAGCACCAGAAUAUUUCAUGUCAAGGCUGAACUGAGUUUAACAUUAAACUUAAUACUAAUAAUAAUACUGUUACUUUUAAGUCUACAUUUUUAUGCUUGACACAGAACGUUAAAUAGGUGUAACUGUAAAAUCACAUUUAAUGUCUAGACUCUAAAUGACAGUUUUAACUUUGGAUGUGAUUGCGACUCUUAGUAUCACUGCAGCUGUGUGCAGUAGUUUGUUUCUUCAUUGAUUCUCAAGAACAGGACUAUUGUGUUUCCAGAACAUCAUGGGUGAUAACUCUAUCAAAGGAUCUUUAAAAGAAUCAUUUAGGGAAGCAGAUUUACAAACAGUCUGCUGUAUUUGUCCUCACAUGCCAGCUUUCAUCAACUCAAGAGACUUCUGUCAACAUCUUCAAAAUUGUCAUUGUGUAAAGAAUGGGAGAUCAUUUAUCUGUCAGUAUGGUAAAAGUGGAGUUUGUGCUUCUCUACCAGCUGAAGGAGUUUGUAGUCAGGACUAUAUAGAGCAUGUGAUCAAACAUCAUUUCGUACAAAAAGAAGGAUACCCUAGUGAUGGAUUAUCAAGCAUGAAAUUAGACAAUGAGCAUCAUAAUCUUCAGAAAGGUGAGCGUCUGUCCAUUAUGGUAGAUGAUUACGACAAAUGGACUGUCCAUAACAGUAGCCAGAAUCUUCCAGCUGUGCUGAAUGAUCCAAGACGAAGCAAGCGUGAAUUAGACUUUUUUAUAAAGACCUGGGGGGACUCUUUUGUUGAACAAGGCCCAAUUCCUUCAUCUCCAUACAUUCCAGAAAUAACGAGAAAACAUUUUGAUACUUACUUGAGAAGAAUUAACAAGAGAUACCUGCAACAUUUGAAACAAACAACUAGAUCUUCUAUUUCAAGCACUGAAGAAGCUAGAAGUGAUCUGAAGUUACUUCCUGCUGCUAGGUGGCAAGAUAAAAGACUCCCAGAUAUAGACACUGUGCCAAAAAUAUUCCUUCAGUCAGAUUUUUCUCUGCACAGUCCAGAAACCUUUAAAACUGUUUUACCAUGGGCUUGUGUACAAUCUGACCACAUUACUGUAGAGGAUUUUAAUACAUGUUCAUCCUCUAAGUUACUACAGGAAAAGCUUGGACACUACUUGGAUAUAGUGGAAGUACAAAUAGCAAGGCAGAUCUCAUUAAAGUCCAAAGCUUUUUUCCAUGCAAUGACUUCUCAUGAUGCUUUAAUGGACCAAUUGACACAUACAAUAAGAGCGGUUGAGGAUCUUAGGAACAAGAUAAAAAAAAUUGAUGAAGCACUUGUUAAAGGAGCUCUUCAAGUUAUUCACCUUCAAAAGAAGCGUUUAAGGCUGCAUGUACUGUUUAACAAGGCCAAAGUGAUGGCCACGGUCCACCAAACUCAACCAACCAUACAACUGCUGCUAUCGACUUCUGACUUUGUUGGUGCAAUUGAUCUUAUCUAUACAACCCAGAAAGUUUUAAUAGAAGAACUGGCUGGUAUUCACUGUUUUAGACAUUUAGGUUCUCAACUAGCAGAAAUGGAGAAAGUGAUUGAUAAAAUGAUGCAGACUGAGUUUACUCAUUGUGUCUCCUCAGAGUUACACAGACCUUUGACUGACCAGAUCAUGGUAUUGGAUAUUGAAAGGCUAGUGGCAGUUGUGUUUGGGAUGCUACGAAUCCGACGACAUGACUUUGUGGAAGUUUACAAGAAAGAAGCCUGCACUGCCAUUAAAGCUGUUGUUAAGCAGACAAAAAUAGAAGUUGUUGCUAAAGAAGAUUUUGAAAACAAAGAGAACACAGCAAGUGGUCUGGCAGAUCAGUUGAAAACCUUGGAUAUCUUGAGAUGGAUGGCCACUCUCGACAGUAUUUUUACUAAUUUAAUAAAACUUAUUCACAGGAUACAGGCAAUGCAUGGGAUAUUGCAAGAUGCAAUAACACUAGCUGCCAAGAAUAGUACUACCCUUUCUUCAGAUUUGGCAAUUGACCCAGAGGCAACGAACCUGACUGUUCCUGUAAGCAGUGAUCUGGAGGUAACAAUAUCAGAAAGUGAAUACAAUAAACUUACAACCUCUCUGAAAGAUUUGCUCUGUUCUGUAUGUGAUAAUGCACAUGAACAAUGUGCAAAAUUCAUUACUGCCCGAGCUGAGGAUGGCUCUCUUGAGAAGUUGUCAACUGAAGAGUUUGGUACUUUAGCACGUAGUAUUGAGAAUUUCAGCAAAGAAUGCGAAUAUGUGUGUGGUAGAAGAAGCACUUCUCUAAGACUAGCACUUCAAACACAGGCAAACCGUUUCGUCACUAAAUUUCACGAAGAAAGAAAAACUAAACUAAGUCUAAUACUAGAUAAUGAACCAUGGAAACAAGCUGAUGUUCCGGUAGAAUUUCAAGACUUAGUUGAUCAUGUAUUACAGUCAGGUAUGCUAACACUUCCUAAAAGAGAGAGCAAUAGUAUAAAUACACCAAGAAAUCCAAGAGAUCAUUUGAUUGUGGGUGAUGAAACAUUCAAAGUUGUUGGGACAGUGUUAAUACUUCUGAAAAUGAUAGUCGAAUAUUGUCAGUGUGCAGAAGACAAUCCAAUGGUUUCUCCUGAUCUUUUGACUCGAUUGUUAGAUUUAUUAAAGAAUUUUAAUUCCCGGACUUGCCAGUUGGUGCUUGGAGCUGGAGCAAUACAAUUAACUGGACUGAAAACAAUUACAACUAGAAAUUUAGCCUUAGCUUCUAGGUGCCUGCAACUUGUGGCUUACUUUAUACCCAUGGUAAAGAAUCAUUUUACACAUCUUCUGCCCUCCAAGCAACAGUUCAUGAGCAAGCACUUUGACCAGAUCCUCAAAGAUUAUACUAAUCAUACGCAAGAAAUUGUACACAAGCUUAUUACUAUCAUCGACCACAUGUUCGAAUUGCAACUUUCUAAAUGGGAAGUUAAAGCACCCGUUCCUUCAUCUUGUUUUCGAGCGAUUUCCAAACAACUCAAUAAACUUCAUGAAGCAGUUUCAGAUCUUUUACCUCCUGACCAGUUGCAAGAUAUUUUCUAUGAAGCUAACUUGAAGUUUAAAGUUGCACUACAGGGUCAUCUCAACAGAUUACAUAUAAGGAAUGAUGGAGGACCACAACAAGGGAUAGUCACUCAAGAGUUAACGUUUUAUGUAGAAAACUUGAAAAACUUGGAUGUUCUACGAGAUAUCAAUCAUAGCAUAGAAGAUCUUUGGGCAACUACAUGAUAAAUUUUAUUUUAGUUAUGAUCAUAAAACUAAAAGACAUUUUUAUAACCCAAAAUAUAUUGAUACGUGUACAAAUGUAAAAAAUAUAAAAUCAAGAAACUUGUUUUUUUGUAGUGUCAUGUGAGAAGGCGCUAUGUAAAUUAAAUUGCAUGUUCAAAAUGGAUUUCUGAAAUUUAUUGAUUCUGUGCAGAAAUCACUCAGUGAUUUUUAACAUUUUUAUAGUGAUAACUUUAUAUACAUAUAUUUAGUUUUCAAGGUGUCUUCUGGUUGGAAAUUUUUGGAAGGUCCUGUUUCUUCUGCCAUACCAAGCCUGGUAACUCAAGUUUUUGUUUUAGUAAAGUCGUAAAAAAUUAGUGAAGGAAAGUUUAUGAUGUUUGAUAAAAUUGAUAGUGUACACUUCAAUAAAAAUUUUCCUGUGUUUAAUUUUUUAUUGAACUAGGUUUAUGGUUUUUAAAAUAAUAAAAACAGUAAUGCAAAACAUCGAAAAUAGCUCUCUGUUGCAAUGGUACACAUGUUGGUGUAAACCUUGAAAUUUUCGUGUCUGUUCCACUGGAAGAACAUUAUAGGAAAGUAACCUGGACAAGCAUUCCUCAUUUCCUAAUACAUUAUAUGUAAAAUGUCCUGAAAAUCCCAAAGAAGUCAUGAAAUUCUUCUACCUUUGCCCAGUUUUAUGCAUAAACACUGCCUAUUGUUCAACAUCUGAUAAUGGAGCUAUGAAUAUAUAUAUUGAUUACAUCAAUGUAAAACAAUUUUUGUAUAAAAAAAAUAUUUUACAAAACAAAAUAAAA
Limulus polyphemus (Atlantic horseshoe crab) is the source of this 4441-nucleotide messenger RNA. It is a transcript of the gene scat, whose product is annotated as vacuolar protein sorting-associated protein 54-like. Lineage: Eukaryota; Metazoa; Arthropoda; Merostomata; Xiphosura; Limulidae. The transcript has 25 exons. Gene Ontology annotation, cellular component: GARP complex. The record is from RefSeq and is a predicted model, not a curated record. Gene Ontology annotation, biological process: Golgi to vacuole transport; retrograde transport, endosome to Golgi. Gene Ontology annotation, molecular function: syntaxin binding. Bases 729 to 3653 code for a protein of 974 amino acids.